Austrofundulus limnaeus is the source of this 1279-nucleotide messenger RNA. RefSeq names its product fibroblast growth factor 13. The record is from RefSeq and is a predicted model, not a curated record. Lineage: Eukaryota; Metazoa; Chordata; Actinopteri; Cyprinodontiformes; Rivulidae. Gene Ontology annotation, molecular function: growth factor activity.
GCUGCAGCAGUUUUAUGAACGGCGCGGCUGCAUCAUGUUCCGUCUCCCUCCGACCGAGCCCGGACGUGUUUCAUUGACAAACAUCUCGCUUGGUGCAUUUCUGUCAGCGUCCAGGAGCAGAGCGGCACCUCUGCGGGAGCGGUGCGGAGCAGGAGGAAGAGCAGGAGGCAGCAGCUGCAGUGAUCAUCAUCAUCAUCAUCAUCAUCACUCUCAAGAAGAACAUCAAGAACACUCCAUAAGCUGUUGAGCCGCCACUCAGAGCCGGACCAGAUCAUUUUCAUCCACGCUCUUUUGGACACUUAAAAAAAAGGGGUGAAAAAACACUUGAGGGGGUGGGGAGCUUUUGCCACUCAGACCCCCCCUUGCCUCCCCUGCCUUCCUCCCCUGGAGGGGGAUGGGAUGGGAGCCACUGGAGCAUCUCCGGAUUAGGAGGCRCACCGCGGACGCACCGAUGGAGGAUUUUGGAUCAUCACGCGUUUUGGAACCACCUGCCAGCCUCCUGCUGCGGCCGGUGUGUGAUGCGAACUGACUCGUGGGCGGCGUAGACCCCCCUCUCUGUCCCUCUCUCCCCUCCUCCUCCUCCUCCUCCCCUCCUCACACCGAACGGUCCUCCCCUCUCUCCAGCGCCGGGGACGCACAGCCUCGUCUCGCUCCACGGCCAGCAUGUCUCGGGCAGCGGCCAUCGCCAGCUCCCUCAUCCGCCAGAAGAGGCAGGCGCGCGAGCGGGAGAAGGCGAACGCGUGCCGCGGCAGCAGCAGCCCGAGCAACAGCAAGGGCGCCAACGAGAAGCCGAGCAAGCUGAAUGUGUUCUCCCGAGUGAAACUGUUCGGGUCAAGGAAGAAGCGAAAGAGGAAGCGACCACCAGAGCCCCAGUUAAAGGGCAUUGUGACCAGGCUCUCCAGUCGCCAGGGCUUCCAGCUGCAGAUGCAGCCUGAUGGCACCAUCGACGGAACCAAGGAUGAGGACAGCACCUACGCUGUGUUCAACCUGAUCCCUGUGGGGCUUCGUGUGGUGGCCAUCCAGGGCGUCCAGACCAARCUCUACCUGGCGAUGAACAACGAAGGCUUCGUCUACACCUCUGAACACUUCACCCCCGAGUGUAAGUUCAAGGAGUCCGUGUUUGAGAACUAUUACGUCACCUACUCCUCCAUGAUGUACCGGCAGCAGAACUCGGGCCGGGCGUGGUAUCUGGGACUCAACAAGGAGGGGGCCAUCAUGAAGGGAAACCACGUGAAGAAGAACAAGGCUGCUGCACACUUCCUGCCCAAACCACUCAAAG